Molecule: messenger RNA, 933 nt
Organism: Moneuplotes crassus
Lineage: Eukaryota; Ciliophora; Spirotrichea; Euplotida; Euplotidae
Source: the annotation of a GenBank genome assembly
AUGUUUAAUUUAGCAAACAAUAUUGGACAGAAUCCUAACCCAGAUAAAGGAUGUAUGGACUAUGUGAAAGAGUAUUGGGCUUCAGUCCCCUUCUACAAUAGAUUACUUCUUGUGGUUCUACCUACUAUCUAUGGAUUGUGUUGGUUAUACCCAUUGCAGAAAUACUCAAUGAAUAUGAUAUCCUUGACAGUGUAUCGUAAAGAAUUCUGGAGGAUAUUCAUCGCCCCAUAUGUGCAUUUCAGACUCCUCACUCUCUUCUUCGUUUUGAUAUCGUAUAUCCCGACCGGCUGCAUUAGGGAGAAGGCGAUUGGAACUGUGAAGAUAAUCUUAAAUUUCAUGAUCAUGAACAUGAUAAUUCAGAUACUGUUUCUUGGAAUUUCGUAUGUUAUUCUGAACUUUAUUAAACCGAAUGUUUUCUUUAUAUCCGUAGGAAUAUGGCCAGUUAUCAUUGCAGAGAUCGUUAUCGAUUACAAUAGAAUGCCAGACCAUGAAAGACGCUUCUGCUGUUGCCCAUUUGCGUUAAAAUCUAAAUAUCACCCUUGGAUAUAUGUGAUACUCUUCAGUAUAAUGAACCCGGUUGGAGCUCCAGCAAUGAUCUCAGGUUUCAUAGUUGGAUAUUUAUAUGUCUUCAAGAUCCUUACUUGACUAGAUAUCAGCAAUGAAACAGCUAGAUGUCUAGAAAAUAGUUUCUUAUUCUCAUUUUUUGCCUCAAACUUUGAUUGCUUUGUUAAACUUCAAAAUGCAGAAGAAGCCUAUAUUUAUGGUGAAGAUGGAAGAGGAAGAGGAAAUGGUAUGCCAAAUUACAUCCGCCAGCAAAAUGAUAAUGGAAGAGGCUCAGAUGUGCAGACACCUUCAGGCAAUACACAAAGCAAUACUCACAAAAGGGGAUUCCCUGGACAGGGGGUUCGACUUGGUGGUGAAGAAGUAGUUUAA